UCUUGUAAGUGGACAAAUAAGCAGCGCACGCUGACGUUUUGCUCGCGUGGCAUCAGCGCAGUGCACCGGCACCUUUUGGAGGACAUGAAGAAGUUAAUGCCGCACAGUGUGGCAGAAGUCAAGUGGGAGAAAAGCUUGUCACUGGACAAUAUUCCGGAAGCGGCGGAGAUGAAGAACUGCAACAACGUGAUGUACUUCGAAGCCCGCAAGCACAGCGAUUUGUACAUGUACUUGGCCAAGGCGGUAGGCGGUCCGACUGUGAAGUUCCGUGUGUUGGACGCGAUUCCGAUGCUGAGCACUAACUUUCUUGGAAACUGCAUCCGCAACAGCCGGCCACUGCUUGUGUUUUCCAAGGAGUUUGGCGAGGAACCGCACUUGAAGUUGAUUAAGGAACUAUUCGUGCAGAUCAUCGGGUGCCCACAGUACCACCCGAAGUCCAGGCCGUUUCACGAUCACGUCUUACUGUUUGCUUGGGCGAACGACGGCAUCUACGUGCGCUCCUAUCAGAUCUACGACGAGCAAAGCAGCAAUGUGAUCUCCCGGCAGCAACUGCGCGAGAUUGGCCCCCGCUUCUUCUUAGUUCCCUUGCGUAUCUUCGAUGACGCUUUCCGCGGUAAAACGCUGUGGCAACUUGCAGAGUCUAAACGGCAAGAGCUGAAGAAGGUGAAUAAAGCUUGA
Molecule: messenger RNA, 678 nt
Organism: Dermatophagoides pteronyssinus (European house dust mite)
Lineage: Eukaryota; Metazoa; Arthropoda; Arachnida; Sarcoptiformes; Pyroglyphidae
Product: ribosome biogenesis protein BRX1 homolog
Source: RefSeq, a predicted model, not a curated record